Aspergillus steynii IBT 23096 is the source of this 1064-nucleotide messenger RNA. RefSeq names its product Isochorismatase hydrolase. Bases 229 to 954 code for a protein of 241 amino acids. The record is from RefSeq and is a predicted model, not a curated record. NCBI's taxonomy places the organism in Eukaryota, Fungi, Ascomycota, Eurotiomycetes, Eurotiales, Aspergillaceae. The transcript is spliced from 4 exons.
CAAUUCUGCGCAAAGUGUUAUAACAGCUUCUGUUGAAGUGAAUUAACCUUACAGGGAAACUCAGCUCGACUGGUCAGAUACCAACCCCGCCUGCAUUUCGACGCAAGGGAUAAAGCGCGCUGCAAAAUACUCAGCUCGCGGCCACUCAAGAGCCAACUUUAUCCUUUCUCCUCCGAGCUGAACUGAAACAGCCUCCUGCUUCUCUCACGAAGCGUUCUCCAUCUCAACAUGCUGUUCGCCCCUCUCAUGCUUGGGGCCGUCUCGCUCCUCCCUCUAGCCCAAUGCACCCACCAAGGGACCAAACCAAUCUAUCUCUCCAACCAAGUCCCCAUCGCACCAAAGUCAGUUCCUAACUUCGGGUCCAACUACGCCGUGCUAAAUCUCGACCUCAUCGAUGCGAUCGUCGCGAACGUGAACACCACCGAUGAGGGGAAGAAGUGGAUAGAAAACACAGCAACGUGGAUCGACGCCGUCCACGAUCAAAACCCCCCACCCCUGAACAUCUUCACGCGCAUCUACUUCUCGACAUCGCAGCUCCCAGAAGUCGGUCCCGACACGCCAUUCGCGUCUGUCGCGAAAGGACUAGGGAAUUUGACCGAGUCCAGCGCCAAGAGCCAAAUUUACAAGGCCUUCAAGACAGAGGAUGAGGACGUGGUCGUGCCGAAGACGAGGUACUAUGCUGGAGCGGGGAACUCGAUUGAGGAGAUAUUGAACAGCCAGGGGGUUGAUACGGUUGUUUUGUCUGGGAUUCGGACCUCGGGAGUCAUACUGGCGACGGCGUUGCGGUUGUUUGAUUUGGAUUAUAAUGUGUAUGUGAUUUCAAAUAAUACCAUCGAGCCUGAUCCUUCUGGGGAUAAGAUCCAAAACUCGAUUCUGUACGACAUCUUCCCGAAGAUUCCGGUCAAGGUGAUUACCCUUGAGGAGGCACUUGAGGGGUUGAAGGCUUCGAGGUAGGGUUGUAUGAGUUGAGAGAUCGGUGAAUGGGCCAGUGUUUAUUUCCGACUGAAGUAUGAGAAUAUCGGAGCGGGUUAUAUCAGGCAGAUAAUUCGCAUGUGGACAGUCAG